AUGUCAAAAUUUUCGCUCCAAGGUCGAACUGCGCUGGUGACAGGAGGUGCUCGAGGCUGUGGAUUGGCCUUUGCACGCGGGCUGGCAGAGGCAGGGGCGAACGUGGCAAUUUUCGAUGUGAUAGAUCCGAACCCUGCAUUCUACGAUAUCGAAAAGGUUUGCAGUGUUCGUACAGCUUACUACAAAGUCGAUGUUUCGUCGCAGGAGUCCCUUGAAAAUGGUUUCGCCCAAUUCCAGAAGGACUUUGAUAAUGCCCUCGAUAUCUGCGUCCCAUGCGCGGGAAUCAAUCGCCAUCUCCCUUUCCUGGAAUUCACCUAUAAAGAACACCACGAUCUAAUAUCGAUUAAUGUGCUCGGGCUCUACUUCACUGCUCAGUUGGCGGCAAAACAAAUGAUCGCGAACGGAACGAAGCAUGGGAGCAUCGUCUUGGUCGCCAGUAUGGCCAGUCAUAUUGCAGUGAGAAGCCAGCUGUGCAGCGCAUACUGCGGUACCAAAGGAGCUGUGCGAUCCAUGUGUCCUGCGAUUGCGAAAGAGCUGGCGGAAUAUGGCAUCCGAGUUAAUUCGGUUUCUCCUGGAUAUGUACGGACAGAGAUGACCGCAGCUUUCCCGCAUCUUGUUCAAGGCUGGAAGUCCGAAGCCAUGAAUGGCCGAAUAGCUGAGCCAGAAGAUAUCAUGGGAGCGUGUGUUUUCUUAGCUAGCGAUGCCAGUGCGUACAUGACGGGCCAGGAUAUCGUUGUGGAUGGGGGUGUGACCCGGUGGUAGUGAACAGUGAAGAUAGAACAGGAGUGGGGGUUGACACAUAUGUGGACCCAGCAGGAUCAUAUAUAUA
Talaromyces stipitatus ATCC 10500 is the source of this 829-nucleotide messenger RNA. RefSeq names its product lung carbonyl reductase, putative. Lineage: Eukaryota; Fungi; Ascomycota; Eurotiomycetes; Eurotiales; Trichocomaceae. Bases 1 to 762 code for a protein of 253 amino acids. The record is from RefSeq and is a predicted model, not a curated record. Gene Ontology annotation, cellular component: intracellular anatomical structure. Gene Ontology annotation, molecular function: oxidoreductase activity, acting on NAD(P)H, oxygen as acceptor. The transcript is spliced from 5 exons.